This is a messenger RNA of Scleropages formosus (Asian bonytongue), 4636 nucleotides long. Its product is annotated as disks large homolog 1. Gene Ontology annotation, molecular function: ionotropic glutamate receptor binding; protein kinase binding. The transcript has 22 exons. The coding region runs from base 1264 to 3780 and encodes 838 amino acids. Gene Ontology annotation, cellular component: basolateral plasma membrane; neuron projection; postsynaptic density membrane. NCBI's taxonomy places the organism in Eukaryota, Metazoa, Chordata, Actinopteri, Osteoglossiformes, Osteoglossidae. The record is from RefSeq and is a predicted model, not a curated record. Gene Ontology annotation, biological process: cell-cell adhesion; receptor localization to synapse; regulation of postsynaptic membrane neurotransmitter receptor levels.
GGGUGGGCUCAUCCGUUUUUAUAUUGCCUUUGACUCUGCAAAUCAUUUGUGCUGUGGACGCCGAAUGGCAUGCUUUACGACUUCCACUUGCAUUUGUGUGCCAAAUAUAUUUCUGCGUUUUGCUUUUGUGUUAUUUUUUUCCUCCUUCAAACUCCAAACGGAACAGCUCAGCCUUUUGUUUUUUUUCGUUCCGAGCUGGCAGUGUGUGGGAGACGAAUAUACUGCAGAGUCUGGAAAAAGCAGAAGCAUAGCUUUGGAAGCACUCAGGCUAGAGGGGACUCGAUUUUUACCUGGAUUUAUUUCACACAAUCUAUUUUGGAUCUUGCUGUCUUAUUUACUUUUUGGAUAUAAUAUGGGGAAUGCUGUGACUGUUCUCUCAGUCUUGUCUUUGUUAGCUGAUUUACGCGGCUGCAAGAUAGGAUUAGGUGCCGUAGUUGUGCAAUUGCAUCGGUAGUAUCCUGAGUGGUGUCAGUAAUAACAGUCUUAAACCAAGUCUCACUGGGAUAUUUCUAACCAGGGUGUAAGGGAAGAACGGUGAAAUGGAUGGCUUCCCGAAAGCUUUCUGGCCUGCAAGGCCCCUCUGACUUGGAAUAAAAUUGAACACAAAAAAUAAUGGAAAUGAUGCGGGUGGCUGAAAAAGAAAAAGGUACCAGUCUGCCUAUAAUUAAUUGCUUCUCUGUUUUAUCACACCGUUUGUAUUUCAGUGUCAUGAUGAUUGUUCUCAUUUUAAGGAGGGGCGUUGAUCGAAGCUGUGUAAUUUGCAUUUGAGUUCUGCCAUCUCUUUAGGUUAGUAAAUCUUGAAGAUCAUCUCAGUUUGCUGCAGCUUUAUGGUUGAUCAUUUAAAGGCAAUACUUGUCGCUUGAGCUUUUUUUUUUGCUCAUCUUUUGUUCCUAUCUUUUGCAUGAAAAAAAACAAUUGUUCUGUCAGUGGCCUCAGCAAGAAGAGCGAAUCUUUUUGUGAUUUUAUGGGUCUAGUAUUCUCUUGAGAACAGCCUUAAUUACUUGGUUAAUUUAUUUAUUAACAUGAAGCUUUUCUGUUUGAGGGACUGACAAGAGACCCCUCCUCUUUGAGGGAGGAGGAUUGGACAUUUACCGUGAGCUGACUUUGGAGCGAGCGCUCUGAGUUUUAAAGUUUCUACAGAGCAUGGUGUAACCUUAUCGCGGAGCCCCCUGCCCCCUCCCCUCCCACCUCGACGGACGCCUUGUUGUUCGGUAACUGCUGCAGAGUGAUUCCCUCCCUGCCCCCAAGGGGAAGUGCACCAGGAUGAAUUACAUUUUCGGCAACAACACCCUGUACCCCAGGGGCAGCCGCGGAGCCUCAGCCUCGGGUUCGGGUUCAGGUUCAGGAGGGCCCAAGCUGAAGCAGUGGGUCAAGCGGAGCUCCAGUGAAGAGCUGCCUUCACGCUGGCAGCAGUUGCUGGCCUUCUUCAGCCGCCGCAAUGCCUUCACCGACUGCAUCACAGCAGGAGCUGGCCAGCAGACAGAUGCUGCUCCUCCCUCUGCUCCCAUAAUCCCCGUGAUCCCUAUAUCGCCAGUCCCUGCUGAGACCGCCGUCAUCUCCUCACCCGCGUCACAGGCGAAUCCCCCACCUGUGGUGGUGAACACUGACAGUUUGGACAGUCCACCAUAUGUGAAUGGUACAGAAGCUGAUUAUGAAUAUGAGGAAAUCACGCUUGAACGGGGAAAUUCAGGUCUGGGCUUCAGCAUUGCAGGUGGUACUGACAACCCCCACAUUGGUGAGGAUCCCAGUAUCUUCAUCACUAAAGUCAUCCCAGGUGGCGCAGCUGCACAAGAUGGCCGACUCAGGGUCAACGAUUGCAUACUGAGGGUGAACGACGUGGAUGUGAGGGACGUGACGCACAGCAAGGCCGUGGAGGCCCUGAAGGAAGCCGGGUCCAUUGUCAGACUGUAUGUCAGAAGAAGAAAACCGCAGUCGGAAAAGGUCAUGGAAAUCAAGCUUGUCAAAGGUCCUAAAGGCCUCGGCUUUAGCAUUGCAGGUGGCGUGGGCAAUCAGCACAUUCCUGGGGACAACAGCAUCUAUGUUACCAAGAUCAUCGAGGGUGGGGCUGCGCACAAGGAUGGCAAGCUGCAAAUUGGAGACAAGCUUCUGGCUGUGAAUAGCGUUUGCCUUGAGGAGGUCAGUCAUGAGGAUGCUGUAGCCGCCCUAAAGAACACUCCAGAUGUGGUGUACCUGAAGGUAGCCAAGCCUACCAGUGUCUUCACAAAUGAUGGCUUUGCCCCCCCAGACAUCACCAGCUCCUACUCCCAGCAGGUGGAAAACCAUAUCAGUCCCCCAUCAUACCUGGGUCAGCCAGUGGCAACACCUACCACGGGUCGCAGCUCCCCCACAUCCAAGGUCCCUCCGGGGGAUGAGGAGAUGACACGGGAGCCCAGGAAGGUUGUGCUGCACCGGGGUUCCACAGGACUGGGCUUCAACAUCGUGGGUGGUGAAGAUGGCGAGGGCAUUUUCAUCUCCUUCAUUUUGGCUGGGGGUCCCGCUGACCUGUGUGGAGAGCUCCGUAAAGGGGACCGCAUUGUGUCGGUGAACGGAGUGGAUCUGCGCAGCGCCACCCAUGAGCAGGCAGCAGCUGCGCUGAAGAAUGCGGGUCAAACUGUCACCAUUGUGGCACAAUACCGACCUGAGGAAUACAGCCGAUUUGAGGCCAAAAUCCAUGACCUUCGGGAACAGAUGAUGAACAGCAGCAUCAGCUCUGGAUCCGGCUCGCUGCGGACCAACCAGAAGAGGUCCUUGUAUGUCAGGGCUCUGUUUGACUAUGACAAGACGAAAGACUCUGGACUUCCCAGUCAAGGCCUCAACUUCAAGUUCGGCGACAUCCUGCAUGUGGUAAAUGCAUCGGAUGAUGAGUGGUGGCAGGCAAGGAAGGUGACACCUGAUGGGGAUGUGGAGGAGGUUGGUGUCAUUCCCAGCAAGAGAAGAGUGGAAAAGAAAGAGAGGGCCAGGUUAAAGACAGUCAAAUUCAAUUCAAAAUCACGGGACAAAGGGCAGUCAUUCAAUGACAAGCGUAAAAAGAAUCUCUUUUCCCGAAAGUUCCCUUUCUACAAGAACAAGGACCAGAGCGAGCAGGAAACGAGUGAUGUUGACCAGCAUGUCACUUCUAACGCCAGCGAUAGUGAGAGUAGUUACCGUGGCCAAGAGGAGUAUGUCUUGUCAUAUGAGCCCGUCAACCAGCAGGAAGUGAACUAUACCCGUCCAGUGAUUGUUCUGGGACCGAUGAAGGACCGGAUAAAUGACGACCUCAUCUCCGAGUUCCCUGACAAAUUUGGAUCUUGUGUUCCUCACACAACCAGACCGAAGAGAGACUACGAGGUGGAUGGUAGAGACUACCACUUUGUCACUUCGCGAGAGCAGAUGGAGAAGGACAUCCAGGAUCACAAGUUCAUUGAGGCUGGCCAGUAUAACAACCACCUGUACGGGACCAGUGUGCAGUCUGUGCGGGAGGUGGCCGAGAAGGGAAAACAUUGCAUUCUGGAUGUUUCUGGCAACGCCAUCAAGAGGCUUCAGAUCGCUCAGCUGUAUCCUGUUGCCAUUUUCAUUAAACCAAAAUCGGUGGAUAACAUCAUGGAGAUGAACAAGAGGUUGACGGAGGAACAGGGCAAGAAGACGUUCGACAGGGCCAUGAAGCUGGAGCAGGAAUUUACGGAGCACUUCACAGCCAUCGUUCAAGGGGACACUCUGGAGGAGAUAUACGAGCAGGUCAAACAGAUCAUAGAGGAGCAGUCUGGUUCCUACAUAUGGGUACCAGCCAAGGAGAAGUUGUGAAGAGGCGAAAGAUCAACGUUAUUUCUUUGUUUUUAUUUAUUUAUUAUUUUUUUAAAACUGGCCUGCUGUGUGUGAUGGCUCCCCUUUCCCAAAGCUUUGGAAUCCACCAGCCCCUGUGCUGCGCAUUCGUCACUGGGGUUGCGACCCAAGUUGGUAGCUCCCACCACCCCCAUUAGACAAUAGCUGUGUCUUCAGGACUGCUUUCUGCCAAGGGGGAAGGACAAUGCCGGUCUAAAUACAAUAUGUGGGGUUUUUUUACGGUACAAUUCCUUAAUGUUUAAGGGAGGUUACUAUUAGGGGGUGGGUAUAAUUUGGAUUAUGCAUUACAUAAAAUGAUUAUCUUUGAUUUAUUUCAUGGUAACGGGGAAGAAAUGUCUCAUACUUUUGGGUAGAGUACACCAAGCAAAGUUUUGCACCUUGAAGCUUUAACAGCAUGUUUUGGACAUUUUUAAUUUUCUUUUUUCUCUUAAUUUCUACUGCUCUGUAUUUUUUGUAGUCCUACCACCUGCAGUACAUUUAUCAUCUUUUUCUUUAACACACAUGACUUGACGGGUGUACUUCCUCUGGUCCUCUCCUCUUCCACUUUCAAAUGCACGAUUCUGAAUAAGCGUGUGGUACAAUUCAGAAUGUUUCUUAGUUGGUUUUCUAAGACUAUGAUCAGUGUCUUAUUAAAAACUGCUUUUGUCACUAUGACCAUGGAUAGUUUUGAUUGGCAAUUUUACAAAGUCCAGCAGCUUAGUUGGCAAAUGCAAAAAUCUAAAAUUUAUUGUACGGUGAGAUUUUAAGAUAUUUAACCCUCAGUAAACUGCCUAUUUUGUCAUAAUAAAAGUCUAUAUUAAACUUCAAACACUACAAA